CGUCACUGUUCACGCUCCUCCAAGUUUGCAUAAACCCCGCAACAAACGUUCACUUUCUUGCAGUCUCCGAUAGGUCAACGCCGGCUGCCACCGUCAAAAAGUCAAACACCCGCCAAGAUAGCUGGAGCACUACGGUGUCUCCGUUAAGAUAAGUAACCGAGUCGCUGUCGUUUAGAUUAAUUCUGUACUGCUUUGACCUGACUCUUUGAAUCUCUUACAGUCUUACUCUGGUGAACCAUGAAUAUCAAGACCAAGUCUUUUUCGAUUGUAAUUCCAGUUUUCAAGUUUCAACUCCGUUAUUUUCUUUCUGUCAUAAUUUCUUCAUCAUAAAUUUUAUCUUCAACUAGUACCAUUCUCUGAGUUUGUGGAGUUUCCUGGAUGUUAUGCUUGAAACAUUGUUUAGAAGACUAGGCCAACGGGUUCUACAAAUUGUACCCUUCUUAUUCCGUAAUUGCCAAAUAAAAUCUUGGAGAGUAUUCACAAGCUAAUCUUCCGUAAUAACAAAGACUAAUUCUUCAUAAGGACUUUCUAGAAAUAUACCGUAAGAAAUUGAGAUUGUAAUGUUCACCAACACUAGUCCUGUUCUGCUCACCAAGAAGAAUUUUACGUUUUGAUGUCAAUUUAGUUUGUUAUGUUUGAACUUUGAACUAGUUCAGCAAUACUGCACUCCGAGUCCUUGAGAAAUUUCCUGGUAAUGUUACACUAGUCUUGUUAUCCUUUGUUUAUUCCAUUAUUGCCAAACGAAACCGUUAGUCAAUUGCUAUGACUUCCUCUUUUGUAGCAUUGAUCCUUUCUUUGUCUUUCUCUCAAAGUUAUAUUGUACGAUACACUAUUUUAAGUAUAUGAUCUUGUCAGAGUGUCAAUUACUUUUGGUUUAUUUUACUCUGUUUAAUUUGAAGUUUUCCUCAUCCUCCUGCAGAUAGCAUGCUUGUUUUCUAAGAAUUUUUCCAAUUUUGUCAGAUGUCCUUGAUGGAACUCAUUUUUCAAUUAUGUUUACAUCAGACCAAACACAAGUAGUGUCUGUUCUUUCUGCAUUUAAAGCUUUCCAAUGCCUACGUAUAUAAUGGGUUGUUUGUUGUUGUUAUUCUACCAUCAUUUGGGUGUGACCUUAGUACAAAACCAGAUUAAGGCAUUCUAAAGAUUCCAAAUAUGAUGAAGAAGAACCAUACCAACCUUCACCUUCUUAUCUCUAUCUUUUUCCUCUUUACUUUCUGUUCAUGGGUUUCCUUAGCCCUGGCACAAUCUGAAACCAUUAUCCCAGUGAAUGUGGGGGUUGUUCUCGAUGACCUUAAGUAUUCAUUGACCAAGGAUAUUUGGUUGCGUUGCAUGAAAAUGGCUCUCGCAGACUUCUAUGCUACUCAUGCUCACUACAACACUAGGCUUGUUUUGAACACUAGGCACUGCAGAGAAAGUGUUGUCAGUGCAGCUGCUGCAGCUCUAGAUCUGAUAAAGAAUGAACGAGUGAAAGCCAUCAUAGGGCCAGUGACAUCCAUGCAGACGAGCUUUGUCAUUAAUUUUGGAAACCAGGCUCAUGUACCUAUUAUAUCAUUUUCUGCUACAAGCCCUUCUCUUACUUCUCUCCGGAUCCCCUAUUUCUUUCAAUUUGCACAAACUGACUCAUCCCAAGUGGAAGCCAUUAGUGCAAUUGUUCAAGCCUUUGGAUGGAGACAAGUCGUGCCUAUCUAUAUAGAAACUGAGUAUGGGGAGGGAAUCAUACCAUACUUAACUGACGCCUUGCAUGAGGUAAAUGCUCGUGUCCCAUACCGAAGUGUCAUUCCCUCAUCAGCCACUGAUGGUCAAAUAGUUCAAGAACUUUCCAAGUUGAUGACAAUGGAAACCAGAGUCUUCAUUGUCCACAUGACAACUGAUCUAUCCUCUAGAUUAUUUGUCAAGGCAAAAGAGAUUGGGAUGAUGAGUAAAGGGUAUGUAUGGCUCACUACUAAUGAGAUACUUAAUAGAUUACAGUCACAAAAUUCUACUGUCAUUGAUUCCAUGCAAGGUGUACUGGGUGUACAAACUUUUGUUCCACUAACACCAGAGCUUGACGAACUCAAGAUACGGUUGAAACAGCAAUUCCAUACACACAAUCCAGCCAUUAGUGCUGAAUUGGAUGUUUUUGGACUUUGGGCUUAUGAUGCUGUUUUUGCAGUGGCCAUGGCAAUUGAACAAGUAAUUGGAACUCCAACUAGCUUUCCCUUCCAAGAGUCAAAUGCUGCUUCCAUCAACUCGACAGAUCUUGAAGGUUUUCCAGUCUCUCAAUAUGGGCCAAAACUUCUCAGAGCUCUGUCAACUGCUAGAUUUGAAGGGAUAGCUGGACAUUUCACGGUUGUUGGUGGGAAACGCAACUCAUCAAAUUUUCAGAUAGUCAGUGUGAAUGGCGGUGGAGCAAGAACAAUUGGAUUUUGGACACUCAAAGGCCUUGUGAAAACAUUGAAUUCAUCAGCAGGCUCGAGGAAAAUUUCAAGUUCCAAAUUUGACUUUGGACCUAUUAGGUGGCCGGGAGAUUCUCUAUCUGUUCCCAAAGGAUGGGAAUUCCCAACAAAAGGAAAGAAAUUGAGAAUUGGAGUUCCUGUCAAGGUUGAUUUUACUGAGUUUGUUAAGGUAGCAAAAGACAGAACCAACACAACGGUUGUCACAGGCUUCAGUGUUGAUGUAUUUAAGGCUGCAGUGAGACUAUUACCAUAUGCUCUUUCUUAUGAGUUCAUUCCCUUUGCAAACCCUGAUGGCACCAGUGCCGGCACUUACAAUCAGUUGUGCUAUCAAGUAUAUCUUGGGAACUUUGAUGCUGUGGUGGGAGAUACAACUAUUAGAGCAGACAGGUCAUUAUAUGUGGACUUUACAAUGCCAUACUCAGAAUCUGGUGUAGCAAUGGUUGUGCCAGUCAUCGACUUCAAGAGCAAACAUGUAUUGGCUUUCUUGAAGCCUUGGACAUGGGACCUGUGGCUAACAAUUUGUUUUUUCUUUGUCUAUAUUGGUUUUGUGGUUUGGGUUCUUGAACAUCGAAUUAAUAAAGAAUUCCGUGGCCCUCUCUUACAUCAAGUUGGCACCAGUGUCUGGUUCUCGUGCUCAACCAUGGUGUUUGCACAUAGAGAGAGACUUGUUAGCAACUUGGCUAGAUUCGUUAUGAUUAUCUGGGUUUUUGUUGUGCUUAUAUUGACCAUAAACUACACAGCCAGUUUAUCGUCAUUGUAUACAGUUGAACAACUGCAGCCAACAGUUACUGACAUAGAGGUUCUAGUAAGGCAUCAGGAUAAUGUAGGCUACAUAAAAAAUUCUUUUGUUUACGAUCUCUUGAAACAAGUAGGUUUUGAUGAUUCUAAGCUCAAGAAUUUUGAAACAAUGGAAGAAAUUGAUGAAGCUCUUUCAAAAGGGACUGUGAAUGGUGGUAUUGCUGCUUUUGUUCAUGGAACCCCCAAGAUGAAGCUUUUUCUUGCCAAAUAUUGUUUUAAAUAUACCAUGAUUGGACCCAUCUUUAAAACUGAUGGAUUUGCCUUUGUGUUUCCGAAACGUUCCCCACUUGUAGCCGAUGUUUCACAGGCAGUCCUAAACAUGACCGGAGGAGACGAAGUAUUGAAUCUUGAAAAGGAAUGGUUCAAGAAAGAAUCCAAUUGUCAAGACUCAAGUGAUGCAACAGUUUCUAGCAAUAGUCGUGGGCUUGGUAGCUUUUGGGUCUUGUUCCUCAUUGCCGGUUUGGCUUCAGUACUUGCUAUAAUUAUAUUUGUAGCUUCCUUCAUUUAUAAGCAUAGGUUCGUGUUAGUGCAACCAGCUGAUUCAGAACCCUCAACAUGGAGAAAGAUCCGAGCUCUGUUCAAAAUUUUCAUUGAAAAAGACCUCGACUCUCACACUUACAAAAGGAGUAAUCGACAAAGAGAUGCAGUUAUGGACUCACCAAACAACUUCCCAGGAACUUUAGUCCACCACAAUUCGGAUCACACUGAUCAGAUGAACUCUUUGUUUAUUGGAGAUCAACAAAUAAGCUCAAUUGUUGAAGCGCCUUCAGACGAACUACUCCCUUCAACUACUGAGGUUGCGAUCACAGUUCAAGAAAUGCAUAGAACUACUUCUAACACAGCUCAAGAAUACAAUUGAUCAGUGUCACAUACAUACAUUACAUCAUUUAUUAUCUAAGUAGACAGAAGAAAGGUCGCAUAACAAGACCAGACCCACUUCUAUCCAAUUCAUUCUCGUAGUUUUUGAUAAGACCUUUUUUAACUCUUACAUAC
Molecule: messenger RNA, 4223 nt
Organism: Rosa chinensis
Lineage: Eukaryota; Viridiplantae; Streptophyta; Magnoliopsida; Rosales; Rosaceae
Product: glutamate receptor 2.2
Exons: 5
Coding region: 1150-4089 (979 amino acids)
Cellular component (GO): plasma membrane
Molecular function (GO): ligand-gated monoatomic ion channel activity; signaling receptor activity
Source: RefSeq, a predicted model, not a curated record